This is a messenger RNA of Pseudozyma flocculosa PF-1, 1251 nucleotides long. RefSeq lists its product as uncharacterized. Gene Ontology annotation, cellular component: fungal-type cell wall. The transcript has a single exon. Bases 1 to 1251 code for a protein of 416 amino acids. Lineage: Eukaryota; Fungi; Basidiomycota; Ustilaginomycetes; Ustilaginales; Ustilaginaceae. The record is from RefSeq and is a predicted model, not a curated record. Gene Ontology annotation, biological process: fungal-type cell wall polysaccharide metabolic process.
AUGGCCGCCAUCGCACUCUCCUCGAAGUUCAGCCUGCUCGCGCUGCUGGUGCUGGCACUCGUCGCCCUCUCCUCGCCCCUGGCUGUCGAGGCCAAGUCGGCAAGCUGCCGCCACCACCACAAGGGCCACCACGGCCACAGGCCUCAACACCACGCAAAGCAGCAGCCUGGCAACAGCGCGACUGCUCCGCCGACCAAGCCCAUCGACGGCGGCAACUCUUCGGGCAACCAUGCACCGACCCAGGGCGGCGACGACAGCGGCUCCCAGUCUGGAAAGGCUUCCUCGACCGGCGGCGAGUCGAAGCAGGGCUCGACGUCUCACGAGGAGGCCAGCUCUUCUUCCGAGAACCAUUCGCAAUCCGAUUCGACCUCGAGCAGCAGCAGCACCAGCAGCAGCAGCCACUCUAGCCAGACCAGCAGCAGCGGCAAGAGCGUCAUCCCCGGCUGCAAGGCUGGUGUCGCUGGCGGCCAGUCUCUCAAAUGGACCAACCGCGCCGUCUGCUGGAUGACCGACUGGACUCCCAAGCCCAAGAACAACCAGUACCUUGAUGGGCUCAAGUCCGUCUCGAUGCUUUGGGGUCUCGGGCGCACCGGCCACGACGACGACUCGAAGCGCUUCGAGGAGUUCAAGCAGCUCGCGCCGGGAUCGAUGGACUAUGUCAUCGGCAUGAACGAGGCAGAUUUCAGCGGUUCCGGCUCGUCCGGCCUGAUUGAACCCACCGACGCCGCUAAGGCCUGGGACCAGUAUAUUGUCCCCCACGGUGAGGCCGGCUCGGUGCUGAUCUCGCCCUCGUGCGCCAAGCAGAAGGACGAAAACUGGCUCGCGCCCUUCCUCAAGCAGAUCAAGCGCCAGCCCGACGCCAUCAACGUCCACAUCUUCCAGGACUCGAUCGAGGGCGUCAGGGGCGUCCUCGACCACUUCGCCCAGUACAACAAGCCGCUCUGGAUCACCGAGUUUGCCUGCAUCAACUACCAGGUCUCGCCCACCGUCUACUGCUCGCAGGACCAGACCGACAAGCUCGUCUCCGAGGCCAUCAAGCUGUUCGAGUCCGACGACCGCGUCGCCGCCUACGCCAUCUCAGACGCCUACAAUGGUCCCAACUCGGCGCUGACGCCCAACCACUCUGGCUCCUCGCUCUCGGCCACCGGCAAGAUGUUCCUCGCCGCCGUCGAGUCGGUCUCGAGCAAGACGAAGCGCAGCCUCGACAAGGUUGUCGUCCGACAGACCGCCGCGGACAACUCUGCCAACUAG